CGGACUUUCCGAUUAAUAGAAUGUUAUUAUGCAUUGUACAAAGAAACAAUUACGUAUUGUGAAAUUUUUAAAUGUUUAAAGUUGUUUUAUUAUAAGAAUGAUUUGUUACACGGAUUUUUUAUUAUUUAUUUUUUCUUGUCAAUUUUUUCCUCUCUACUCGGUUGUUUUCUUAAACCGGAUGAACGGGUCUCUUUUGAUUAUGUUUUUUAGGAAAAGUGGCCAUUUGUCCUACUGUCUUACUUUUCCUUCAUUCUUUUUAUCACGUGAAUUUUAGGCGUAAAAUAUUUUAUAU
This is a messenger RNA of Rhizophagus irregularis DAOM 181602=DAOM 197198, 292 nucleotides long. The record is from RefSeq and is a predicted model, not a curated record. NCBI's taxonomy places the organism in Eukaryota, Fungi, Glomeromycota, Glomeromycetes, Glomerales, Glomeraceae.